Messenger RNA from Gymnodraco acuticeps, 1864 nucleotides. RefSeq names its product tumor necrosis factor receptor superfamily member 1A-like. Gene Ontology annotation, molecular function: protein binding. NCBI's taxonomy places the organism in Eukaryota, Metazoa, Chordata, Actinopteri, Perciformes, Bathydraconidae. Gene Ontology annotation, cellular component: cell surface; plasma membrane. Gene Ontology annotation, biological process: positive regulation of apoptotic process; TRAIL-activated apoptotic signaling pathway. The coding region runs from base 1 to 1632 and encodes 543 amino acids. The transcript is spliced from 14 exons. The record is from RefSeq and is a predicted model, not a curated record.
AUGAAAAAGGUUAUUGCUGUGGAGCUGGCUCACCUCCCUCCCUUUAACCAGGCUGCCUUUGACAGCUCUGUCCAAUGGGGUCGGGCGAGGUAUGCCCGCACUCAGGCCCUCUUCCCUUUCCACCUUGAGGGACCUCCUAACCAGGGGGCCCCCAACGGAGGAGGGCCCCCCAGCGACCUCGUUCACCCCCUGCCUCUGUGCGUCGGGGGGGAGGGUUGUGGCGGGGGGGCCCGGGGUGCUUCCUCAGCCCCUGCCUCAGCGCACUCUCAGAAGCCGAGUGCAGAUCCACACAACAACCAGCAGAGGGAGCCAGAGCUGUUUGCUGUGGAACCCCUGGAAAGCACACUGAGCCCUGAGGUGGAUAAACCAGACGAUCAGAUUCACCUUCAGACCAAACUAACAACUUCCUCUGAGUUCAGCUACAGGAGAGAAAAGAGGAAACUACAACACUGCUGCUUCAACCUGAGGACCCUCCACCCCCUGAAGGUCUCGUUGGUGUUCUGUUUCCUGAGGCUGACUGCAGCGUUUCCUCGUCCCUGCAAAGACGACACGUAUCCACACGGAGACAUCUGCUGUAAAAACUGUCCUGCAGGCCAGCGUGUUGCCUCUCACUGCAGCGCAGCAGGAGGUGAGAGUGUGUGUGAGGAGUGUCAGGACGGCACGUUCACCGAGCACGAUAACGGACUAAAGCAGUGCUUCCAGUGUGCGCCGUGUCGCUCAGAUCAGGAAGUGGUGCGGCGGUGUUCUCACACUCAGCAAUCUGAAUGUCGGUGCAGAGCGGGGAGGUUCUGUUCCCCGGAUGAAGCCUGUGAAGUGUGCAGAAGAUGCUCCAGCUGUGCACCAGAUGAAGAGACGGUGAGGAACUGCACGUCCACCACCAACAGCGAGUGCAAGAAGAACGCUCCCAAAUCUAACCCUGACUCGGAAAAGGCCGGUUGGAUUGUUCCACUGGUCGUGUUGGCUGCUGCUCUGAUAAUAGCUGGGAUAAUAUUUGCCAUGUGGAGACGUCGUAGAGCAAAAGAGUCUCAGAGCAGUGCACCUGACGGGCUGAAAGCUGGACAGCUUUUCAGCGUCAGCUCCUCUGAUGGUCGCAGUAAUGGAGAGCGCCCCCUGCUGGUGAGAUCCAGGUCCCGCAGGGAGGAGGAGGAGGAGGAGCGUAGAGUCCUGUGUGAGAGCCUGAGCAGCUCCACCACUAACUCUCAGCUCAGCCUCACUGCUCUCCCUGCUCCCCCCCCCGCUAACCCCCCGCCUCCCAGCAGCCGCCCGGCCCGCAGGAAGUCCAGCAUGAGGGAAGAAGAGUCCUUUCCCGUGCUGGUUCCUAAUCAUGGUGACGUCUCUCUGAGGAAAUGCUUCCAGUUUUUCGAUGAGCUCGACCUCGCCUUCCACAGCAGAUUCUUCCGUCACUUAGACGUUUCCGACAACGAGAUAAAAAGCAAAGAGCACCUUCUGUACGAGGAUAAGAUCUACGCGCUGCUGAACAUCUGGUUGGAGAUGAAGGGCCGAGACGCCUCGUUGAACGACCUUCUGCGAGCCUUACUGGAUCUAAACCAGAGGAGAACGGCGGAGAAUAUCAAGGACAAAGCUCUUCAAUGCGGUCAUUACACCUGUCAGAGUUUAGAGGGAAAUAACUGAGAACUGUGAGGGGGAAAGUUGGAAAUUUGAUGAAAAACAAGUCAGAAUUUUGAAGAAAAAACAAGUCAGAAUUUCUAUGAAAAAACAAGUCAGAAUUUUGAUGAAAAAACAAGUCAGAAUUUUGAUGGAAAAACAAGUCAGAAUUUUGAUGAAAAAAUAAGUCAGAAUUUUGAAGAAACAACAAGUCAGAAUUUUGAAGAAAAAACAAGUCAGAAUUUUGAUGGAAAAAGUC